AAAUCUGAGAAAUAAAGACUAGAAGAGUCGCUCUUUAACCUGACUCACCACCGACUUCGCUCCUAGACAGGCGAGGCUACAAAAAGAUUGUAGCAACCAUCCCCGUCUCCAUGACAAUUGCAGCUUCCUGCUGGUCCGCUAGGCGCGUGCUAUGACGUCACUCUCGCGCCCCUAUUGGCGAGCUGGAGUCUACUUCUUCUCGGCUGCUAUCUCUGCAGCCUCCGCAGAGAGCUGUUUGCUAUGGCGGAAGCAAAGACUCCAGAACCUCUGGAAAUCGAGAACAGGAUCAUUGAACUGUGCCAUCAGUUUCCUCAGGGCAUCACAGACCAGGUGAUUCAAAAUGACAUGCCCCACAUGGAGGCUCAGCAACGGGCUAUGGCCAUUAACAGAUUGCUCUCUAUGGGACAGCUGGAUCUUCUGAGGAGCAGUACUGGCCUCCUCUAUAGAAUCAAGGAAUCUCAGAAUGCUGGUAAAAUGAAGGGAUCUGACAAUCAAGAAAAACUGGUGUAUCAGAUUAUAGAGGAUGCAGGAAACAAAGGUAUUUGGAGCAGGGAUAUUAGAUAUAAAAGUAAUCUUCCAUUAACUGAGAUCAACAAGAUCCUGAAGAACUUGGAAAGCAAGAAACUCAUUAAAGCUGUGAAGUCUGUAGCAGCUUCCAAGAAGAAAGUGUAUAUGUUAUACAACCUUCAGCCAGAUCGUUCUGUGACAGGAGGAGCUUGGUAUAGCGACCAGGACUUUGAAUCUGAAUUUGUAGAGGUGCUAAACCAACAGUGUUUUAAAUUCUUACAAACCAAGGCCGAAGCAGCUCGAGAAAGCAAGCAGAACCCUAUGAUACAGAGAAACAGCUCAUUUGCAUCCUCUCAUGAGGUGUGGAAAUACAUCAGUGAGUUAGGCAUCAGUAAGGUGGAAUUGUCAAUGGAAGACAUAGAAACCAUUUUAAACACGUUAAUAUAUGAUGGAAAGGUAGAAAUGACCAUCAUUGCUGCAAAAGAAGCAACCGCUGGCAGUGUGGAUGGGUAUAUGAAACUGUACAGAGCUGUCAACCCGAUCAUACAGCCCACUGGUUUAGUUCGGACACCCUGUGGACUCUGUCCAGUUUUUGAUGACUGCCAUGAAGGUGGGGAGAUAUCUCCAUCAAACUGUAUUUAUAUGAUAGAGUGGCUAGAAUUUUAGUGGUCAAGUGAGAGCCACCAGCUAUGAGAGCUUAUUGCAAGCAAGUUGAUGAACCAAUUUACUUUUUAAUUAUGGACCCUUUUUUUUCUUGGAGAAGAAUGCUAUGGCAUGAAGUUGAGUAUUUCUGAAAAGACUCAAAUUUCUUUCCAAACACUGACUGGACCCAUGGAAAGGGAUUAUGCUGCAGACAUAAGACUGUAACAUUAUUUCCUGAUUGAGAUGUGUGCAGGUACAGAGUUCUGCAUCAACUUUACAGGUACAAGCUAUGUUUUGACAAUUAGAAAGAUUGUGUUUGUUGCUAUGGUAAAUAAAAUAAAUAAUUAAACAAAUUGCAACUGAGUCCCCUUUAGGAUCAUAAUUUAGCAGUGACCACUAGAACAAGAAGCAGCCCUGUUUUAUGAUACCGGUCUGGCACAAUCCACCCAGAUGUUCACUUGUGCAAACCUCAUUAAGAUAACAGGGAGGUUCGUAAAAACACUAGUGUGUUCAAUGGGUGGGUCAAUCUCUGGUUCUGACAAAUAUCUUGCAAGUAUUUAUCUUAAGAUGUAGAAUCCAGUCCUGCAUGUGUUUAGCCAAAACAAUAGUUUCUAAGUUGAGUGCGAGUGUUGUCCGAGUGGAUUCUGGUCCCCCCUUGUAGUUGGAAGGCAGGAAAUUGGAUCAGCAAUUUCUUUUUGCUUAUAACCUUGCCCUGUGCAGGACUUUGAGUUUCAUUUCCUGUCUUCCUCAGAGCUCUACAGUGUUCUUUCAUCUCUGUUGACGUUUUUCCUACAACCUUUUCCCGUUCUAACUGUGACCUCUUCCCUUAGAUUUGCUUUUCUUCUCUAUUGUCCAAAAAACAAGAAAAGAAAAAAGAGCCCUGUAAUGUUCCUCCCACUGGCACCACCUGUCAGGCUCCCACCCGCGGCUCCCACCAGGGAGAAACGUAGUUUUUAUUUUUCUCUAGCUCACCCUAGCACAGAUCUCACAAGAUCCCACUGCUAGGCAGCACCACCAGUCACUCCCUGUAAACAAUACUGCUAGAGACUUUGCCUUUGUCUCCCUUUUGGCUUAUUGUUACUUUGUGUCUGGGUGCACUUGCAGGCCACAACCCCCCUGUAUCUUUGUGCCAAUAAAGCAUACAGCCCUGGGUUGCCCUGGAUACCUGAUGAUACACUAUCUCUUUGCCUCUGCCACCAUUUGAUACUGUUUCUCCGCCUUGGUAAAUACCCUGCCCACCCUUCUGGUCUGUGAAAGCCCCAGCCAAGGAUCAGGCCUUUGGUAAACCAAUAGAAUAUUUAUUUAUAAACACCAGGAAAUAACAAGAUUAUGUAAGGUAUGUUUAACAAGCAUAUGGUUUCAUAUAGUGUCACUCUUUAUGUUUCUGGUCAUAUAUAUAUAUUGCCUAAAUAUCAACCAAAUACAAUCCAAGCCUCCCUCAGAACUCUGCCAACCAACUCCUCCAAAAUCCCUCUCAUCAACCAACUGCCCCUCUCAACAACUAACCUUCCUGACUCAACUCUCAUCCUCUCAUUUAUACCUUCAGCCAUUCAAACACUCAGCCAAUCAUCAUACAGGAUUCUCCAGCAUUCUAGCCCAUGUUCUCCCCCCUCUUACUCAGUCACUUACCAUAUAUUACUUAAUAAACCCACACUUACCAUAUUUACAGAUAUUAAAAUACAGAGACAUCACAAGCCCCUCUUUAUCUUUGGCUCUUCCUUCAUUUUCUCUUCUCUUGCCCCCCUCCCCACUGUUAUAGAUGCAGUUAGGAAAGUAAAGAAAGUGAAGGUCUCUUUACCUUCCUGACACACUCAGGUGGUUCCAGAUCCCCACACAUCCUUGAAUGCCUGGCCACUUGCCUACUCCUUCAAAGGUCACACCAGUCACAGCCACUUCCAGAGCUGCUCCACUGUGCUGUUCCUGUCGCUUCAGUAGUGAUUGUGUGCUGCAAUCCAGGCAACAGCUCUUGGGAGAGAUCCUGAAUGUAGAUGGGAUCUGGACAAGCCUCCCUCCAAUGCAGCCACCCAUCUCUUAGGGGACAGACAGUUCAGAUGACCAGCAGUGCAGCACUAGCAUCAGCCUCCAGUUUCCCACCCUUCUCACCAGCAUUUGGAACCAUCUCUAGCAGCUGCAAACAUUGGGAUUCCAGCCCCUAGCUCAACAUCACUGAGCUUGAUAACUAUCUGCAGCUGCCGGUUACCACAGUAAUUCAGCAGUUAUCAGCUCCUUUGCCCACUGAACAGAUGUAAGGUAGAUAGCUAUUGCACAUGCCCUGCUUCCCAUUGGGAUUUGGUUGGCCACUGUGGGGAGCAGGAUGCUGGACAGGCCUUUGGUCUGACCCAGAAGGACUCUUCUUAUGUUCUUAGCCCACCUUGCACCCCACAUGCUAACAAUUCAUCCUGCUCCAGACAGACAAUAAGUAAUGAAUGAGAAGUAAGACAAUAUAGAGAGAAGGAAUCAAGGAAAUACUUACCAGUGAGGAAAAAUGGGGGUGGGGGCCAGCUGAUGGUAUUUUCAUUUAAUGCUAUUGGCAUAUAAAGCUGCUUUCUACUGAGUCAAACUAAUUGUCCAUCUAGGCCAAUUGAGCGCUGCUUUUCCUGGUAGCAUCUCUGCAAUGUCUUGGGCUGAGAGAAGGCUCUCCCAUCUGAUCCUUUGGAGAUGCCAGGACCUUCUGCAUGCAAAGUAUGUGCUCUACCACUAGCAGCCAGUGCAGCUGAAAAAGAUUUGUACUUGGCAUACAACCUUCAAAUGUGUACUCACCAAAAUCUGUACCAUAUGAACCUUCUAAAAGCCUUCAGGGGGUGUCCCAUAUAAGCAUAUUGCAAUAAUAUAUCAUGGAGGCUGCCAAGUCAUGGAUAGCAGUGGUACCUAUAAAUGAAGCCUGAUCUAUUCACCUCCGUAGCAAAACAGAAUGUUGUAGGAAGAAAGUUUACUGCCAGAGCACUAAAUAUUAAGCAUUUCUCCAUUUUAAUUGAAUACAUCUUUAGCUUACUGGGAAACUAAGAACAAAAUCUAACAUGUACUAAAACUUAAAAUAUACUUUAAACCAUAAAAACCCUUGUAUCAGCAUAUUUUAAUUCUUUAUUUCAAUAGAACUGAAAUAAUUAUUUGCCCCUUUCUGCAUUUUCAGUGAUAACUUAGCAGUGAACUUGGACGGCAUGCUUGUAUAUAGGCAAUAGAUAUAUUUUCUCUAAGAACAUGAGAGCCCUGCUGGAUCAAACCCAAAGGCUUGUCUCGUGUUGUAUUGUGUGUCCCACAGUGGCCAACCGCAUGCUUCGUGGAAAAGUCCACAAGCAGGACAUGAGGGCAACUGCCCUCUCCAGUUGUUGCUCCCUAGCAACUGGUACUGAGAGGUAUACUGCCUCUGGAUAUGGCUUGAUAUCACCAUAAUGGCCACUAGCUAUUGCUAGAUCUUUCUUUCAUGAAAUCGUCUGACCCUCUUCAAAGCCAUCUAAACUAGUGGCCAUCACCACAUCUUGUGGCAAAAUUACUGAGCCAGAUUAGGGCUCCAGUUUACAGGACAUUUCAUAACUUGCUUUGCCUUGAUAUAUUUACAUGAUCAACUUACAUUUGUAUACCAGUUUUAAUAACCAUGGCUUUACUGGGUUUUGUGGUAUUGGGCGGACAAUACUCUGGUGGUGAUUCCUAGUCAUUCCGAGGGUCCCCUUACACUCCUGCUACCACCCCUGUAUCCACUCCAUGCUCAAAUAUCCUUCCUCCUUAAAAUCCAGCAAAAGCAGGAAUCCAAAACAAGGCUAAUCAUUUGAAAUAAGGCUUUUAUUGACAACAGGAAAUAGAAACAAACAAAUUCUCUAUACUCUUCAGCAAGCAAAGUAAACUUAAUACAAACACUAAAAGACAACGAGGAUCCUACAUGUCUCUGGGUUUCAGAGUAGGCUAAUGGCCCUGAGCUGCCCUGGGUUCCCACUUAAUUACUCUUCCCCCUCCAUUUCCAGUAAACCCCUGCCCCACUAAUUAACUAUUAUUUUUAUGACAAUGUUCCUAUGUUGAUUGGGUCUUGCUCUCCUUAGAACAUACACCUCUUCCAAGAAGGAUCUGCCCCUGUCUAGAUUGUCUAUCCCAAACUGUACCAACCUUCCCCUUUUUGUGGUGAAUCCUGUGGGUUUUUACCUUCUCUCAUUUCUCCUGUUCGGGGAGAAGGGGCUUUUUCUGACCAUACUGUCAAUCAUUGCUGCCCCAAGGUGACCUUUAUUAAAGCCUUAUCUGAUGCUUUAUCUAUUCUCUUACUAUGAUUCCUUACAAUCUAUACCUAUAUAAACCUUAUAUCAAUUAUUUUAUGUAAACUAUAUCUUAUAUUAUAUUUAGUUUUGGCAUUUUAUUAGCCCCUAUCAUUCAUUUCAGAUUGCUAGGGACAACAACAAGAUGUUCUUUGCAAUCUUCCAAUGGUACAGAGACAGUUAAUAUUUCUCUUCUGUGGGUCUUUAUUAAAUGUUCUAUGGUCUUCACAAUCUCUUUUAAUUACCUUAGAUCUCUUCCUUAUGCUUUAUUUAUAAGCACCCACAAUCUCUGAACCCACCCUCUAAAAUAUUUAAACUACAAUCUUAUAUCACCCAACUCCUUUCCUAUUUAAAUGGAAUAGAUCACACUUAACUAAAUCACACUUAAGCUUCUAAUAUAUCUCAAGCUUUUCACCCUUCUGGAGACCUCUCUUUAAUACAUGAAAACCUAGAAACGUUUAUUAUUCAAAUUGUACACCAUUGACACCAAUAGAUGGGAGUAAAACUCACAUUCACCUUGAUCUUGCCACACACUGACAAUCGGUGUUAGUUCCCUGUUGUUGUGGUUGUACUGUACUGUGUCAGUUUCCUGUUUCUGUGUUGAGCAGAAGAUGCCAUGCAGUUUUGUGACCAUUUUUCCUGACAAUGGCACUCUCUUACAAAUCUUACUAAGGGGGUGAGUUUUAUGAACUCCACUCAUGUCAAACCAGAGUUCCCCAAAGACCCUAGUUAUGUACCCCUGAUGUUUCCAACCUUCUAGACUCCAACACUUCCCAACCUACUGAAAUAGAUUACUCAGGAUUCCUUGGGAAGAGAAUAUAACAAUUUAAGAAGGCACUAAGUCUGCUGUAUAGAAUCCUAGGGCAACUUUCCCAUGAUCUUUUUAAAUUGAAUUUACGAGUAUGAGAUUAGCUUCAACAAACGAAGCAGCCUACAUGAAACUUAGUCCAGCAUUAACUUCUCAUUUAACCCCUUCCAUUCUGAAGAUUAUUUCUCCAACGUCAAGAUUAUUUUCACUAUGUCAAGUAGCUUUCUCAGAAACUGCUCUUUUCUUGGCAGACUAGGAACUUUGGAGGGGAAGGAAGCAAAUUUGAGUUACAACUGAGCACUAGAAGAGACAAUUUGUUUUAUUUUGGAAUUUGUAUCCCAACAUGUGGUUCAGUAUUUAAACCUACUUUUAAAAACUUCGAGGCAGUAUGCAUUAAAAAGUUCUAAUACAUUUGUGGGGAGGAAAUGGUGUUUUUUGGUUUCCCCAAAACACCUCUGGAACCAUUUUGUUCAAAGUAUGAGGGAGAUCCACAGUCAGUGAUUUAUUUGAGUGAUGCUAGAGCACCCUCUACUGCCCAAUCUGUAAAAAAAAAAAAUUGGAUUCAUAUUAAGGUUUUUUCUCAACAAUGGAAUUUUUCUCAAACUUGUUGGAUAAUGUUAAAAUUCUAUAUUCAAAGCCAUUAUUGAGAAUGAUGAAGUGUUUCAACCCCUUAAUUCUGAUUUCUGACCGAAAUGAUGCCUAUCCCAGUCUGCGUCUGUGUGAGAAUUGCUUUUAAUAUGUCUUUUAAUAUCUUUAACCCUUUUGUAAAAUAUGUUUUUAAAGUUUUUUUUAAUGUUUUUAACAUUGUUUUGUUUUAAUGUAUUUUCAGGUCUUUUUAUGAUGUUUUAAAGUGUUUUUAGUGUUUCUGUUUGCCGCCCUGAGCUCCUGCUGGAAGGAAGGGUGGGGUAUUAAUAAUAAAUAAAUAAAUAAAUAAA
Molecule: messenger RNA, 7130 nt
Organism: Rhineura floridana
Lineage: Eukaryota; Metazoa; Chordata; Lepidosauria; Squamata; Rhineuridae
Gene: POLR3F
Product: RNA polymerase III subunit F
Exons: 10
Coding region: 241-1173 (310 amino acids)
Biological process (GO): transcription by RNA polymerase III
Cellular component (GO): RNA polymerase III complex
Source: RefSeq, a predicted model, not a curated record